Messenger RNA from Rubroshorea leprosula, 847 nucleotides. The record is from the annotation of a GenBank genome assembly. Lineage: Eukaryota; Viridiplantae; Streptophyta; Magnoliopsida; Malvales; Dipterocarpaceae.
GGAUCUUUCUGAUUGCUUCUGUCAGGGCUUCCUAUUGCAGAGGUUUUCCAAGACAAUCAUCCAUUCCAGCUGUAAUUGCCCUGCUUGUUUCUUCCCCCGGUGCAUGACCAGUUAGCCCAAAAAUUGGCAGGUGAACACCAAAAACCUUUGCCUCUUCCCUUAUUCGUCUUGCUGCCUGAUAUCCAUCCAUCCAUCAAUGGCAUUUGUACAACAUUCAAUUCAAGUACAUGGCAUAUGGGGAUACAUCAUUUGAAGAUUGUAAGAGAGCAUCUGAAGAAGCAGUUGCUAUAAUAGUAAAAAACUUGCAGGGGAAACUAUUCUCAGAUUCUGAAUCAAUACAAGCAAGAGCUGAAGCUGCAGUUCUUCUGAAGCAAUUGGACUUUCUGGUGGAGACCUUAGAAGCAAAACUACUGGAAAAGUUAGAACAAUCUCUUGGAGACGUUCAGCUUAAGCCUGAGGAUUUAGAUAGUGUUUCAGAGGAGUCAAAUGAUGCUUCUAAACAGGGAAAAGAUUCUGACUCUGUUCCUGUUAAUGUUCAUGAGGAUUUAUUGCCUACAAUGAGGGAAAAAGUAAGAGCAAGACCCAGCUUGAUGCUGAAGUAGUUAUUUUCUUUCUACAUUCUGAUCCUAGGAAUUAUAUGGACAGAUGUGCUUCUGAUGGAUGAUGUAUUGCAUGAGACUGUUCUUCCUGACUUCUCUCUGGAGGUUGUCAUUCUCUUUUGAAUUUCAUUUGUAUUUAUACUCAUUAUGAUAUCUACUUAAUUUCUUUUCACUUGUAUUUUACUUUUAUGAUCUCUAGUGUAACACCUCGUAUAUUUUAGUGAAUAGAUUAAAAGUUAAGGUCAUUU